AUGGCAGCUCAAAAGCUUUAUCCACGAGGAACAGUCAAGCGCAUUGUCAAAGCCCACUCCAAUCGGAAUAUGAGCAAGAAUGCCGACAUCCUGAUAUUCUUAGACUAUAUGCUAUUCAUGCAAGAGUUAAUGCGUGAGGCAUCUAUUCGGUCUCGCAAGUCUGGAGAGAAGCAUAUCUCAGCUAAUACUGUGCGCAAAGUUACCGAGGUGCGUCAUUUGAGAAAACACUGCGCAGAUUCCAGGGAUAGAAAAGCCUGCCACAGAAUCCUGGUUUGUUAUCAUGGUCAAAAGCCGUUGAGUAUGGAUAUGAAAGGUGAAUGA
This is a messenger RNA of Penicillium coprophilum, 321 nucleotides long. RefSeq lists its product as uncharacterized. Gene Ontology annotation, molecular function: protein heterodimerization activity. The record is from RefSeq and is a predicted model, not a curated record. NCBI's taxonomy places the organism in Eukaryota, Fungi, Ascomycota, Eurotiomycetes, Eurotiales, Aspergillaceae. The coding region runs from base 1 to 321 and encodes 106 amino acids. The transcript is spliced from 4 exons. Gene Ontology annotation, biological process: chromosome segregation; mitotic cell cycle; kinetochore assembly. Gene Ontology annotation, cellular component: nucleoplasm; kinetochore.